CAUGGCGGUGACUCAAGAGGGUUAAGGGCAUACAAACGAGAGAGAGAGAGAAUGGCAGGUGGUUCGUCGGACCACGUGGUUCUGUUCCCAUACAUGUCGAAAGGUCACACCAUCCCUCUUCUCCAGUUCGGCCGUCUCCUCCUCCGUCACGGACGUUCCAGAGACAAACCCAUCACGGUCACCGUCUUCACCACACCGAAGAACGAACCCUUCGUAUCAAAAUCCCUUUCCGACACACCCGACGCCAACAUCAUCUCCCUCCCUUUCCCCGAAAACAUCCCCGGAAUCCCUCCCGGCGUCGAGAGCACCGACAAACUCCCUUCCAUGUCCCUCUUCGUCCCCUUCACUCGCGCCACCAAACUUCUCCAACCCUUCUUCGAACACUCUCUCCUCAAUCUCCCUCGUGUUUCCUUCAUCGUCUCCGAUGGGUUUCUCUGGUGGAUUUCGGAUUCUGCUUCCAAGUUCGACAUUCCCAGAUUGGCCUUCUACGGCAUGAACUGUUACUCCGGGGCUGUGUCCAUCUCCGUCAGGUUAAACGAGCUCUUUUCCCAGCCCCAACCGGUCGAACCGGUUGCCGUACCGGACUUUCCUUGGAUCCGGGUUAGAAAGUCGGAUUUGGAUCCGGUUUUCACCGACCCAAGUCCCUCGGGUCCGUUAUUCGAGCUCGUGAUGGAGCAGAUCAAGUCGACGAGCACGAGCCAAGGCGUUAUCACAAACACCUUCUACGAGCUCGAGCCCGUUUUCGUUGACUACCGUCAGCGCAUGGGUGGGCCCAAGGCCUGGUGUGUUGGCCCAUUUUGUUUAUCCGAGCCGCCAAUGAAACCGGAUAACGACCAUACCGGUGAUAAACCGGCAUGGAUCCGUUGGUUGGACCGGAGUCUAGAGGAGGGACGUCCGGUUCUUUACGUGGCCUUCGGGACACAAGCCGAGAUCUCUGACGACCAAUUCAAGGAAAUUGCGUUGGGAUUGGAGCACUCCGAGGUGAACUUUCUGUGGGUGACGAGGAGAGACAUGGGAGAGGUAGAAGAAGGGUUGGAAGAGAGAGUGAGAGGGAUGGUAGUGAGAGAAUGGGUGGACCAGAGGGAGAUACUGCGGCACGACAGCGUUCGAGGCUUCUUAUCCCAUUGCGGAUGGAACUCCGCUCUGGAAACUAUAUGCGCGGCCGUCCCCGUCAUUGCAUGGCCGAUGAUGGCCGAGCAGCCCCUUAACGCCAAGAUGCUCGUGGAAGAGCUGAAGAUCGGAGUGAGGGUUGAAACCGAAGACGGGUCGGUUAAAGGGUUCGUGGGGAGGGAGGAAUUGAGUAAAAAGGUGAAAGAGUUGAUGGAGGGGGAGAAGGGAAGGAUGGCGAGAGAGAAGGUGAAGGAAUAUGCUGAAAUGGCCAAAAAGUCUAUGGAAGAAGGGAGUGGUUCGUCUUGGAAGAACUUGGAUUUGCUUCUUCAUGAGCUCUGUGGAUGUUCAUGAACUAGAAAGUGGAAGACCCAAUUAAACCGGUUUAAGUAAAUUAAAUUAAAAAAACCAUGUUUUUGUAUUGCAAGUUCAGUUAGUUGGAGGAAUAUUCAAUAAUGGAAUGUGAUGUGAAAUGUCUGUGACUAAAACUGGUUGUAAUUAUUUAAAAUAAUAUUCAUAUUGGACGA
Molecule: messenger RNA, 1634 nt
Organism: Tarenaya hassleriana
Lineage: Eukaryota; Viridiplantae; Streptophyta; Magnoliopsida; Brassicales; Cleomaceae
Product: UDP-glycosyltransferase 90A1
Exons: 3
Coding region: 52-1461 (469 amino acids)
Molecular function (GO): UDP-glycosyltransferase activity
Source: RefSeq, a predicted model, not a curated record